Messenger RNA from Laetiporus sulphureus 93-53, 732 nucleotides. RefSeq lists its product as uncharacterized. The transcript is spliced from 2 exons. Bases 1 to 732 code for a protein of 243 amino acids. Gene Ontology annotation, biological process: negative regulation of DNA-templated transcription. Lineage: Eukaryota; Fungi; Basidiomycota; Agaricomycetes; Polyporales; Laetiporaceae. The record is from RefSeq and is a predicted model, not a curated record. Gene Ontology annotation, molecular function: DNA-binding transcription factor activity.
AUGGACAGCGGAGACUUGGAGACUUAUCAAGUCCAGCUCUCCCAAGUUGAACUCGCGCUCUCGACCGACCCAAAGAACCCUGAGCUUUCUUCUCUCCGCUCCGAGCUCAAGGAGCUCAUCGAACUCACACAGGCCGCGAUCGCCCAGCAAGAGGCGGCGGCGUCUUCGUCCAAGACCGACUCGUCACGCAAGCAGGCCGCAGCGGCCACCGCGACGCGCACAUGGUCCGCGGGCGACGAUUGUCUCGCAAAGUACUCGCGUGACGGUGCGUGGUACCCGGCGCGGAUCACGUCCGUGGGCGGGUCGGCGGACAACCGGGCGUACAGCGUGAUGUUCAAGAACUACAACAGCACCGAGCUGGUGAACGCGACGCAGCUGAAGCUGCUGCCGCCGAACUACCAGUCGGCGGGCCCGAGCGCGGCGGGGAAGCGCAAGCUGACCAAGGUGGAGGAGGAAGAGCGCGAGCGGAAGAAGAAGAAGAACGAGAAGAAGCUGGAGGUCAAGGCGGCCAAGGCGAAGGAGCAGACGGAGAAGCAGGCGAGCUGGCAGAAGUUUGCGAAGAAGUCGGAGAAGAAGGGAAUCCAUAUUGCGGGUGUCUCGGGUACGAGCAUAUUCAAGACGCCGGACAAUCCCCUAGGAAGAGUGGGUGUCACCGGAAGUGGGAAGGGAAUGACGGAGGCGGCGCCUCGGCAUAAACACAAGUUCGAGGCUAAAGACGAUGCCACUGCUUGA